Molecule: messenger RNA, 1685 nt
Organism: Stylophora pistillata
Lineage: Eukaryota; Metazoa; Cnidaria; Anthozoa; Scleractinia; Pocilloporidae
Product: ribosomal L1 domain-containing protein 1
Molecular function (GO): RNA binding
Source: RefSeq, a predicted model, not a curated record
UGACGAUGAUGACCGCUGACAACAUCGCUCGAACACCUCUCAUGUAACAAUGCACAAAUUGCACAACCACAUGCCUUAUUCAUCAUGGUGGAUUUCAAACCCAAGGCAAUACGGGAAAGCCAACUUGAGAGAAGACAGGUAGAAUUUGCUGUUCCUGCCCUUGUGAAGUUCGUUAGUCAGAAUAGAGGCAAACAGCUACGGCUUUUGAAUGAACACCAGACCAUUUUGUUGAUCUUAGCACUAAAGAAGAUUCCAGACCCUGAGAAGAAACCAAGAAGAAUUCCUUUGCCACACUCUUUGUAUUCAGAGCAUGUAGAGGUUUGUUUGUUCACCAAAGAGGAUGGUUCAAAAGUAAAGGAACUGCUGAAGUCAAAAGAUGUUACAGUGAAAAAGGUAAUCUCCCUGACCAAGCUUCGUAAGAAAUACGGGUCAUAUGAAGCCAAAAGACAACUCUGCUCCUUGUAUGAUGUGUUCAUUUGUGAUGAUGAUAUCUACCAUUUGUUACCCAAGUUACUAGGAAAAGUGUUCUUCUCAAGGAAAAAAUUUCCAAUCCCAGUUAAUUUAAAGAAAGUAAACUUGAAGAAAGAAAUAGAUAAGGUUCUUAACUGUUCUUUGAUGACACUGGGCCAUGGAUCUUGCAGUGCAAUUAAGGUGGGCCACACUGGACAAACAAUUGAACAAGCUGUAGAGAAUGUUGUCAGUGCUGUCAGUGAAAUCACCAAGAUUGUCCCAAAAGGAUGGAAUAACAUUCAAUCCCUGAACCUCAAAACAUCUGAUUCAAUAGCUCUUCCACUUUAUACAUCAUUGCCUGUCACAAAUCUCACCAUAGGGGACUCACAACCACGUGCUAAAAAUCGGAAAAAAGGGGACUCCCGACCACUUCCCAAAAAAUGGAAAAAGGAAGACCCAAAACCGCCUACUGAAGAAUUGAAAAAGGACGACUCACAACCACCUGCUAAAAAAAUGAAAAAAGGAGAACUCACAGCCACCUGCUAAAAAAUGGAAAAUUGAGAAAAAAGCACCACCAUAAUUUUACACUGCACAAUGUAGGGAACCCCCCUUUGAGGUUCUACAAAACAAUUUUUUGAAGGAGGGAUAACAAAAUAAUGGUGGUCUUAAAUGUAAGUAGGGAUCAUUCGAGACUCAAGUGUGAAUUAAAGUUUUUCUAGCCAUAAUAAGCCCAACUGCACUGCUGAAGGAUUGGUAACCUAUAGUUUGCCAUUUAACUUCCAAGGUAUUAUGAAUUCUCCUGUCUAGCUGCUACACACCUCCUUGCAAAUUAGUAAAGAGAAUUGGUGUUAGAUCCAAAUAGUAACUCCUACCUGUUCAGUUUGUGUAUUCUCAUUACCUGUUUGCUGGAUUUUGUGUGUAUACUAUAGGAAGAAGUUAUGUGUUAAUCCCUUCUUAGAGUGAAUGGUUUAGACUAAAGGGUAAAAUGUGACUGGUGAAGCUGUGAGAUGAGAUUCAACUGGAUUUCUUUAUUUUCUCGUUCCCUUUUUAUUUUCAAGGUAUCAGCUCAAGAAGAAAAAUUUUAACAACUUAGAUUAUGUAGGGUUCACUAACAUGUUAGUUUUGCCAACAAUCCUUUCACUCUUAGGAGUGACAAAGUAAUUUUAUCCUUACAAUGUCAUUUCAAUACCAAGCAUUCAAGGUGAUUAAAAUAAAGCGUCAACAAAAGGAUAUUA